Molecule: messenger RNA, 2424 nt
Organism: Scophthalmus maximus (turbot)
Lineage: Eukaryota; Metazoa; Chordata; Actinopteri; Pleuronectiformes; Scophthalmidae
Gene: mcmdc2
Product: minichromosome maintenance domain containing 2
Exons: 14
Coding region: 122-2263 (713 amino acids)
Biological process (GO): double-strand break repair via break-induced replication
Molecular function (GO): ATP binding; single-stranded DNA helicase activity; DNA binding
Source: RefSeq, a predicted model, not a curated record
CCAAUUAAAGCUAGCGCGCAAACGUUUGCUCUAAACGGGGAACGACUGUCGUGGUAAUGUUAGCUUAGAGCUAAGUUGUACUUUUUAUUAUUGUUGUUGUUGUUAUUAUUAUUAAGUGAAGAUGGCGGACAUUCUGUCGCUGAAAGAAUCGGCCGUGGUCUAUUUAGACCGAAGUGGAGGCCUUGAGAAACUGACUGAAGACUGCAAACAGUUCAACGACCCCCAACACGCCGAGGCGGUGUACCGGUUUUGUGUCACCGUGAAUCCCUCCGAUGUGAUCGAGGUGGACCCAGUGCUGGGGGACUGUGUUCUGCAUGAACCUCUGAGGGCGACAGCAUUGUUCCAGUCUGUGAGUGUUUUCUUCCUGGCCAUUAAGACUCUUUCCCUUAUUGAAAAAAUCCACACACAGAGUCAGGUGAACGUCAUUCUGAAUUUGACGCACCUUCCUCCGUUCCCCGAGUACACGCUGGACCUAGGUUGUUUUCCUCGGGGACGCGGCCCCAUGAGGCCCAUCUCCAUGGAGGGCCUGGUCAUCGCUGUGACGAGGGUCACCAAAUACACCCAAGGGGCCCGGUUCCUCUGCAUCAACGAUGACUGCCCCUGCUCUACAGGGUUCCACCACAUCCGAGUCCACGCACCCGGAGCCACGGAGUCGGCCACCGUGAGAAACGACUUCAGCUGCAUGAUCUGCAACUCCCAACUGAAAGAGGAUGUGAAGUUCAGAGUUUUGGGAGACAAACAGCUUGUGGAGCUGAUCCACGUCAAAGCACUGGAGGUUCUGAAUGCCCGUCAGCAAAGCUCACUCAGAUACCAGUCUGUCACCCUGUUCCUCAGAGAUGAGCUGUGUAACUCGAUGACAAUAGGUCGACUCUACAGGGUGUUGGGCAUUCCCGCACACGUCCACCAGUGGCCCAACCUCACCUGGAGCGUCGAGGCAAACGGCGUCCGACCGUGGGAGCCAGAAUAUCUGUGUAACAUCAGUGUCGGGUUCCAGGAGCUGUUGAGGGCCACGGCCUCGUCUCCCUGGAGGUUUUCCGCCAUCGCAGCUCAUGGCUUUGGGCUGGACAUUGCUCCUCCGGGCUCGUACGACACACUGAAGCUGGGUUUGUUGCUCAGCUUGGUGCAGACCAGAGCGGAUGCAGAAGAAGCGUGUCACAACUUGGAUCUCCUAGUUGUCGCCACUGACACUCUUGUAUUCGAUAGCCUUUGUGUUUUUGCUAGACUGAUGACAUACAGCUUGGGUUUGGCACGUCGCGGGGUCCGGCAUCAGGCCUCAGGGGAGAUGUUUGCAUCUCUGUCCCGGGACGAACAUGGAACAGGCAAUGCCAACAUCCAUGCUGGUUCUGCCUUGCUAGCCACUGGGGGCAUCUGCAUGUUGGGAGAUCUUGGGUAUUACAAGAAGGACAAGUUGGAUUCCAUUCAGUCGGGUAGAGCACCAGAGAGAUUUAAAAACAAAAAGAUGGAUACUUUCUGCCAAGUGAUAAGUUCUUCCUCUGAAUUUUUAUCAGUUCUGGAGAGCCGCACAGUGUCUGUGUUCAUCCUGGGGAAGAAGUAUGGUGAGGAUGCUGACCAGCAACUUUCGUUCCCACUCCAGUGCAGCUUCUGGGCCCUCGCAGACCCGUCUCAGCGCUCUGGGAGGACGGACUGUACUGUUCUGGGAACAGCAGAGAUGGGUCCUGUACCACUUCAGCUGGCAGACACCUUUGGCCUGGUCAUUCAGUGUAAGGACAUGUUGAGAGAGCAGGCCCUGCUUGCCCAGACUGUCCACACCCUCCAGCAGUCAGUGCAGCCUGGAAAACCCCUCUACCCAUCCCGCUGGGAGUUUUCCUCUCAAGACUACCAGGAGCUGGUAACCCACGCUCAAACGUUAAAAGUAGAGCUUAGUCCUGGAGCAGAGAAAAUGAUCCACGGUUACUACAUGGCCAGCCGCAGAGUCCGAACACUAAGUCAGGGUGUGAAGAUGUCAGUGGCCUCUAUCAAACUACUGAUCUCCCUGGCUGAGGCUCACUGCAAGUUAUGUCUCAGAACACGAGUACUAGAAGAGGAUGCCGUCAUCGCUGUGCUUCUCUGUGAAAACUCUGUCACUCUCAAGCACGGGGCCUCUGCUCUCAUGAUUCCACCUGAUGCGGUGUUUCCCUGUGAUCUGGGAGAUGAAGAUGGUUUGCACAAGAGAGACAAGAAACUUGAUAAGCUCCACCAGAACAUCCUGCGCUUCAUUUAUGCCUAUGCACCAGGAGCAGACACGUACAUCACAGAGGAGUAAGCUCUCCAACAAUCCAAAAACCACAGUGUUCGAGUCAAGUGGGCAAUGUAGGUGGUGGCCAGUAUGAGCACGUCGAGCUUGGACAGCUUGGUGUCCGGCGGCACCGAGGGCAGCGUCCUCUGCAGCUCCAGGAACGCGGUCCGCAGGGUUUGCACGCGGCU